CAGGCAGUUCCGGCCAAAGGGGAAACUAAACAGGAUUGCUGCAUGAAAACGGAGCUGCUAAGAGAAGAUAUCCCUAUGGCUGCUGAUGAAGGUCCUGCCGAGAAACCAGCGGGAGAGGCUUCCAUGGCUGCAGAUGGGGAGACAAAUGGGGCCUGUGAAAAGAGCGGUGACACCGGCCACACAGAUGCAACCAAACACACUCAGGAGAGCACCAGACCCAGCCCCCAAGAGGGCAGCAACAGAGCAGCCCGGAUAGCAGAGAAUGGGGUUUCAGAAAGAGACACAGAAGUGGGAAAGCAGAACCAUGUCACUGCUGAUGACUUCAUGCAGACAUCGGUCAUUGGUAGCAAUGGAUAUUUCUUAAAUAAACCUGCUGUACAGGGGCAGCCCUUGAGGACUUCGAGCACCCUGGCCUCCUCACUUCCUGGCCAUGCUGCGAAAACCCUUCCUGGAGUGGCUGGUAAAGGCAGGACUCCAAGCACACUUCCUCAGUCGCCAGCCACAGCACCAGUGCCCGGGGUCGGGGGAGCAGAUGCAGAGGACCGGAAGCUUGCAGCCCCUGGAGCUGAUGUCAAGGUUCACAGGGCACGCAAGACCAUGCCGAAGUCCAUUUUGGGCCUGCAUGCAGCCAGCAAGGACCCCAGAGAAGUUCGAGAAGUGAGAGACCAUAAGGAACCAAAAGAGGAGAUCAGUAGAAACGUUUCUGAUUGUGGACGACAGCAGCUUUUACCCCCUUUCCCAUCCCUUCACCAGUCGCUACCUCAGAACCAAUGCUACAUGGCCACCACGAAGUCACAGACAGCUUGCUUGCCUUUUGUUUUAGCAGCUGCAGUAUCUCGGAAGAAAAAACGAAGAAUGGGAACCUAUAGCCUGGUUCCUAAGAAAAAGACCAAAGUAUUAAAGCAGAGGACGGUGAUUGAGAUGUUUAAGAGUUUAACUCAUUCCACUGUGGGCUCCAAGGGUGAGAAGGCCUUGGGUGACAGCACUCUGCACAUGAAUGGGGAGAGUCUGGAGAUGGAAUCAGACGAGGACGACUCAGAUGAGCUUGAGGAGGAUGAGGACCAUGGAGCUGAGCAGGCUGCUGUGUUUCCCACGGAGGACAGCAGAACCUCUAAAGAGAGCAUGUCUGAGACCGACCGUGCCCCAAAGAUGGACGGCGAGUCAGAGGAGGAGCAGGAGUCUGCCGAUACUGGGGAUGACGAGGACUGUGGAGACGAGUCUGACCUGAGUUCUGAAUCCAGCACCAAGAAGAAAUUUCUCAAGAGGAGAGGGAAGGCCGACAGUCCCUGGAUCAAGCCAGCUCGGAAAAGGAGGCGGAGGAGUAGAAAAAAGCCAAGUGGUUCACUAGGUUCUGAGACCUGUAAGUUGUCACCGGGAAGCACAGAGCAGAUGGCUCCAGGAGACAGCUCUCAGUAUAUGGAAGUCUCUCUGGACUCACUGGAUCUCCGUGUCAAAGGGAUUUUGUCCUCCCAAGCGGAAGGGCUGGCCAACGGUCCAGAUGCGCUGGAGACAGAUGGCCUCCAGGAAGUGCCUCUCUGCAGCUGCCGGAUGGAAACCCCCAAGAGUCGCGAGAUCACCACCCUGGCCAACAACCAGUGCAUGGCCACUGAGAGCGUGGACCACGAAUUGGGCCGGUGCACAAACAGCGUGGUCAAGUACGAGCUGAUGCGCCCGUCCAACAAGGCGCCUCUCUUGGUGCUGUGUGAGGACCAUCGGGGCCGCAUGGUGAAACACCAGUGCUGUCCUGGCUGCGGCUACUUCUGCACAGCGGGUAAUUUCAUGGAAUGUCAGCCUGAGAGCAGCAUCUCUCAUCGUUUCCACAAGGACUGUGCCUCUCGAGUCAACAAUGCCAGCUACUGUCCCCACUGCGGGGAGGACACCUCCAAGGCAAAAGAGGUGACCAUAGCAAAGGCAGACACCACCUCCACGGUGAUGCCUGCCCCUGAACAGGAGAAGAGCUUGGUUGCCGAAGGCAGGGCCGACACAACCACUGGCAGCACUGCUGCAACCCCGCUUUCUGAGGAUGACAAGCUGCAGAGCACAGCUCCCCAGGUGCCGGAGGGCUUUGAUGGCACAGGGUCGGCUGGGCUCGUGAGGCAGACCUCUGGCCUUUCCCAGGGACCCGGGAAGGAAACCUUGGAGAGUGCUCUGAUCGCUCUGGACUCAGAAAAACCCAAGAAGCUUCGCUUCCACCCGAAGCAGCUGUACUUUUCAGCCAGACAGGGUGAGCUGCAGAAGGUGCUCCUGAUGCUGGUGGAUGGAAUCGACCCCAACUUCAAAAUGGAGCACCAGAAUAAGCGCUCCCCACUACAUGCUGCAGCGGAGGCUGGCCACGUGGACAUCUGCCACAUGCUGGUUCAGGCUGGAGCCAAUAUUGAUACUUGCUCAGAAGACCAGCGGACCCCACUGAUGGAGGCUGCAGAGAACAACCAUCUGGAUGCAGUGAAGUACCUCAUCAAGGCCGGGGCACAGGUAGACCCAAAGGAAAGAAAUGGAAGGCAUCCAAAUUGGAAAGGAAGAAGAAGUAAAUCUGUCUGUGUUCUAGAUGACAUAAACCUAACACAUAGGAAAAAAAACCCUAAAGGAGCCACAAGAAUAUUUUUAGAGCUAAAACUCUAACUCAACAAAAUAAUAGGGUACAAAAAUCACAUUAUAGUCAGUUAUAUUUUUAUAUAGUUGUAGUUAAAGGAAAGAAAGUAAUUCCAUUUACAGUAGCAUCAAAAGAAUAAAUGUGUAAGAAUACAUUUAACAAAGGAGGCCAAAAAAAUGUACAUUCAAAACUACAAGCCUUUGCUGAAAUUAAAGAAGUCACAUAUAAAUGGAAAGAUCCCAUCUUUACAUAUUAGAUGAUUUAAUAUAGUUAAAAUGAAAAUACUGCUCAAAGUGGAUUCCAUGCUGUCCUUAUCAAAACCCAACAGCUUUUUCUACAAUUAGAGGAAAAGUCAUCUCAGCAUUCAUACUGAGUCUCAGGGACCUGGAAUAACAAAGCAGUUUUAAAAAGGAAUGAAGUUGGAGAACUCACAGUUCUGAUUUCAGAACUUACUACAGAGCUAUAGUAAUGAUGCUGGUGUAAAGUGUGAUAUAGUGUGAUGCUGGUGUAAAGACAGAUACACACAAGUGGAACAGAAGAGAAAGCCCAGAACGCAGUUAACUUUUGUCAGGUUACUAAGAUCAUUUGGUGGGAAAAGGCAUCUUUUCGACAGAUAGUGCACAAAAUAUGCUAUAUCCACAUACAGAAGAAUGUAGUUAGACCCUCACCUCAUAUCAUAUGAAAGUUACUGCAAAGUCAAUCAGAGAAUUAAUUUAAGAGCUAAAAGCACAAAACUCUUGGAAGAAAACUAUGAGAAGUCUCUUGACCUUGGAUUUGCCAGUGAUAUCUUGGAUAUGACACCAGGAGCACAGAGAAUAAAAGAAAAAGAUAACCUCAUCAGAAUUUAAAACUUUUGUGUAUCCAAAAGACACUAUCAAGAUAGUGAAAAGAUAGCCCACAGAAUGGAAAAAAUGUUUGUAAAUUGUAUAUCUGAUUAAGUGUUUCUAUCCAGAAUAUAUUAAGUCCUGUAAUUCAACACCAAAAACUCCUCAAGUAAUCCAAUGAAAAAUGCACAAAAGUUGGGCCAAAUGUGGCACAUUCCUCCCAGUACCUGGAAGACUAAGGUAGGAGGAUUGCCAUGAGUUCAAGGCCAGCCUCUGAACUACAUAUUGAGACACUGUCUAAAAACAAAUGGCCAAAAGUUUUAAGUGGGCAUUUCUUCAAAGAAGAUAUGCAAAUGUUCAGUUAGAUGUUUGACAUUGUCAGUCAUCAGGCAAAUGCAAAUCAGAACCACGGUUAGUUAGUCAGUCACCUUAUACCUACCAGGAUGGCUGUUAUCUGGAAACGGGAAAGUAAAUGUUGGUGAGGACAUGGAAAAAUUGGGGCUGGGGUGAGUUUCAAAUGGUACAGCUACUGUGAAGAGCAAUUUGGUGGCUCCUCGAAUCACUGAACAGGAUUACUACGUCCUUCAAUGAUUCUAUCCCAUGGUGCAUAUCCAAAGAAGUAAAAACAGGCAUGAAGAUUUUGAGCAGCAGUAUUCAUUGCAACAUUGUUCAUAGCAGCUGUAGAGGUAGAAAUAACCCAAGUGUCCAUCAGCAGACAGACAACAUGUGGCCAGUGCAUACAAUGGGACUGUUGCUCCUUCGUAGGGAGAAAUGAAGCACGAACCCUUCUACAGACUUGAAGCUACAGCCUUGAAGGUGUAAAGAGAAAGGAGCAAGUGCUGAAGGACACAUAUUUGUGUGAGAUACUUGGAACAGGCUACAGGCUGCCCAAAGCUGAGAGGAGGAGCUGUGAUUGCUUAAUUGUUAGUUUGUAUUUGGGCUCAUGAAAAAGCUUUGGAAUAGUGACAAUGGUAAAUGGGAAAAUGUAAUUAAUUAAUUAAUUAAAAUGUAAUUAAUGCCGUUGAGUUCCACAUUUAAAAGAUGAUUGAGGGGCCGGGGAUUUAGCUCAGUGGUUCCACCACU
Molecule: messenger RNA, 4497 nt
Organism: Fukomys damarensis (Damara mole-rat)
Lineage: Eukaryota; Metazoa; Chordata; Mammalia; Rodentia; Bathyergidae
Gene: Ehmt1
Product: euchromatic histone lysine methyltransferase 1
Exons: 16
Coding region: 43-2619 (858 amino acids)
Cellular component (GO): nucleus
Molecular function (GO): p53 binding; histone H3K9 methyltransferase activity; zinc ion binding
Source: RefSeq, a predicted model, not a curated record